Messenger RNA from Ascoidea rubescens DSM 1968, 3477 nucleotides. It is a transcript of the gene PAN2, whose product is annotated as poly(A)-specific ribonuclease. Lineage: Eukaryota; Fungi; Ascomycota; Saccharomycetes; Ascoideales; Ascoideaceae. Gene Ontology annotation, molecular function: poly(A)-specific ribonuclease activity; nucleic acid binding; protein binding. Gene Ontology annotation, cellular component: P-body; PAN complex. Gene Ontology annotation, biological process: mRNA processing; nuclear-transcribed mRNA poly(A) tail shortening. The annotation marks the transcript as partial. The record is from RefSeq and is a predicted model, not a curated record. The transcript has 4 exons.
UACAGGCCUCGUGUAGCCUCUGCUUUGAAAUUUGAUGACGCCCAUGAAUUAAUCUGGGUGGGUGACUCUAAAGGUUUUGUUUCUUCAUACAAUGGAAAUGAUUUAUCCUUUUACACUGGAUUUCAAGCAUCGUCUCAUAAAAACCCAGUCUUGAAAUUUUUGAAUCAUUCAAAUUCCAAUGGAUUACUAUCCUUAUCUUCUGAUGCUUUGAAAUUCACAAACACCGGAGGUAAUUUAGUUAAAAAUUAUGAUAGUUUUAGUGAUUUUAAAAAUAUGAAAUCAAUGACUUUUAUCAAUAGCAAAAAUCAAAAUCAGAUUUUAAUUGCUGGCGACUUACCUUCAAAUUCCUUAUUAAAAUUUGAUAUAAAUUAUCAAAAAGUCAUUUCCAGAAUUCCUUAUAAUCAAAAAGUUUCUUUUUUGAAUUCAAAUAAUAAUUUAAUCACAAUCGGCAAAUCUAAUGGUGAAUUGGACAUAAUGGAUCUAAAUUCGAAAAAAAACUUAAUUAUUAAAAGUCUUCAAUGUCACUCUAGCACAUUUGCUGAUAUAGAUUUGAAAAAUAACCUUUUAGUUACUUCCGGAACCUCCAAAAGACACUCUUCAACUUUGAUUGAUCCAAUAAUUAAUGUUUAUGAUUUAAGAAUGCUAAAAUCUUUACCACCUUUAUCUUUUCAAGCUGGUCCUUCCUUUUUAAGACUACAUCAUAAAUUAUCCAACACUAUUGCAAUAUCUUCUCCAUCCGGCCAGGUCCAAUUUGUUGAUAUGUUUAAUCAAGCUAAUUUUUCAAUGUACCAGGUUUCUACCGGAGUUUAUUUGAAUAACAUGGAUCUCUCAACCUCCGGAAAUUAUUUAGCAUUUUGUGACAAUCUAAAUUCUUUACAUUUAUGGUCAAUUAAUCCAGAUCAUUCUUCAAUGUGUAAUCAUUCAGUUAGCUUACAAUAUCCUACAAUUCCAGAUUUCGAUUACACGACUAAACAAUCCUUUCAUAUAGAUGAUUACUCAAAGCCCCUAAGUCUGGUUGGUAUGCCCUACUAUAAAGAUAUUUUAUUAAGUGCAUGGAAAUCAGAUUUGAUUUUUCCUGCAAAAAACUCAAAAAUUCCCAAAAAAAUAGACAAUGAAUUAUUGAUAAAAUCAAAAAAAGUCGAUGGAAUAAUUUAUUCAAAUUACGAUAAAUCUAAAUAUGGAAGAAGAAAUUUAUAUCAGAAAUAUCAAUCAGUUGAUAAAAAUAAAAAAUCAGGCUUAUCUAUUCCUAAAUUUAUUUCCCAGAAAACAAUAAAACCAAAUAACCGCCAUAAUGUUCAUGAUUUUAUUGAUGAAAAUAAUGAAAGCUUAAAGAAUCUCAAUAUCAAUUCAGAUAAUAAUUCAGAUUCAGAUUAUGAUGAUGAUGAAAUAUCCAUAAAACAAAAAAUUUUUCAACUUGAACCAUCAAAAGAAUACCCAAACAAAAUUCCUAGAGCUUUCCAAAAACUUGAAAUUUUAUAUUCCAAAUUUGGUAUUAAUGAUUUUAAUUUUGAAUUUUAUAAUAAGUCAAAAAAAUAUUCUGGUUUGGAAACUCAUAUUGAAAACUCAUAUAUGAAUUCUUUAUUACAAGUUUAUAGAUUUAUUCCAGAACUUUUUAAUUUUUUAGUUGAAAAUCUUCGAGAAGAUUUCUUAAAUUUAGAAUUGGAUGUUAAGAACAACAGGACGUACUCUUCUGAUCAUAUUAGUUCGAUAUUGAUUGAGUUCGGAUUUUUAUUAGACAUGAUGGUUAAAGCAAAAGGCAAACAUUGCAGACCGACUAAUUUUCAAAUUAUUAUGUCCUCUAAUCCUCAGGCGUUUGCCUUAGGCUUGCUAAAUUUUUCAGAAAAUUUAAAAAUGAAAAAUAUAGAUGAAAAUGAACCAACAGAGGAGUAUCUCAAAAAUAUUGUUCAAUCAUUCAACAGAUUUUUUUUGGAUAGAUUAUCAUAUGAUGAGCAAAAACAAAAAGAAUUUAUUAAUAAGUCCAAUUUGAAAUUAAAUGAAAAUAUAAAUCUCGAAACAGUUGUUCAAAUAAGUGCCUGUAAAUUUUCAAAACAAAAGUAUGAAAUCAUUUAUACGCUAGAUGUCUUUUCUUCAACUGCAGGUAUUGUUCAAAGGUAUGGAGAGAUGGGCUCCUUUUUUUCAAAUUCUAUAAAUAAAAGGUACAAUAAUAUCCCACAAACGAUCUUAUCUUAUAUUGAAUCUUCCAUGAAUAGAGUAUCUGCUACAAGAGGUUGGUGUGACAAGUGUCAUAAAUAUCAAACUAUGGAGACAACAAGAGUAGUAAGGAAUUUGCCCAAGGUAUUGUCGUUAAACUUGAAUUUUACAAAGGAUGAGUGGGGCCAGAUUCGUCAUUUCAAUAUAAGCAAUAAACAAAGACCCGAAUCUUUAGAUGAAAGCAACAGUUCUUUGGGUUCAAUAUCCAAUACUUCUACAAAAAAUAGAAAAAAUUACAAUAAUGAGGUUGUAAAGUACGAGUUGAUGGGAUAUGUUGCAGAAAUCGCUGGAAAUUCAGAAGAAAGCUCGCAUUUAGUUUCUUUUGUUAAAAUUUAUGAUGAGAAUAAAGAACCCUGUGCUGACGAUGCAGAUACACAGAAACCAUAUAAAUGGUAUUUAUUUAAUGAUUUUCUCAUUAUGCCUAUUCCUGAAGAAGAAGUAUUCAAUAUUACUUAUUGGUGGAAGACUCCAUUAAUAUUGAUAUAUCAAAGUAACAAGGCUUCAAAUGAAUUUAAGAGCAAUUUUGAUACUAGACUUAAUGAUGAAGUAUUGUAUCGCGAUUUUUUUGCUCAGGGUACUAGAGAAGGGAAGAUAAUUGAGUAUGAACUACUAACUGACGGUGAGGCUCCAAAUCCCGGUUCAUUGGUUGCAAUUGAUGCAGAAUUUGUUCUUUUAGAACGUGAAGAAGUAGAAUUAAGGAGCGAUGGAACAAGAUCAUUGAUCAAACCUCAAAAGCAAUCACUUGCUAGGGUAUCUGUUCUUAGGGGAGACAAUGGACCAAAGCAGGGUGUUCCGUUUAUUGAUGACUAUAUAAUUAUACGGUCAACAAUUGCCGAUUAUUUAACGUCUUUUUCUGGGAUUGAACCUGGGGAUUUAGAUCCUGCCACCAGUAAACGAUCACUAGUUUAUCUUGAAGUUGCUUACAGAAAACUUUGGCUUUUACUCCAGCUCGGAUGUGUUUUUAUUGGCCAUGGGCUAACAAAUGAUUUCAGGAUCAUAAAUAUUCAAGUUCCAAAAGAACAGGUAAGAGAUACUAUUGAGCUAUAUUUCAAGCCUGACCAGAAACGAAAGUUGUCGUUGAAGUUUUUAUCGUAUUUUGUUUUAAAACAGGACGUUCAACUAGGAAAUCACGACUCGAUAGAGGAUGCUUUGACAGCUUUAAAGUUGUACAAAAAAUAUUUGGAGUUAAAAGCCAUAGGGGAGUUUGAAAAUACACUCGAUAAUAUAUAUCAUGAAGGUCAACGGUUGAGAUUUAAGCCACCAGAA